This is a messenger RNA of Chaetura pelagica (chimney swift), 2820 nucleotides long. It is a transcript of the gene INPPL1, whose product is annotated as inositol polyphosphate phosphatase-like 1. The record is from RefSeq and is a predicted model, not a curated record. Gene Ontology annotation, molecular function: phosphatase activity. The transcript is spliced from 23 exons. Gene Ontology annotation, biological process: phosphatidylinositol dephosphorylation. Lineage: Eukaryota; Metazoa; Chordata; Aves; Apodiformes; Apodidae. The coding region runs from base 1 to 2820 and encodes 939 amino acids.
AUGGCUGGAGACCUGGUGGAGCAGCCAAGCCCAGUAAAGCCCUCAACCCUGGCUGAAAAUGUGGUGAAGAGGAGGAGGAAAGGAAAAAGGGAGAGUGGUGCCCCAGGGAUGCUGAUGUACCAGACAGGGGGGCAAAGUGAGAUCGACUUCACGCUGGCAGGUCUGGAGAUGCUGGCCAGGGUGUUUGACCCCCCUAUGUCCCCUCGCAGCCCAGCCAGGGAGCAGAGUCUCCUGACCAGCGAUCCAGACCUUGAGCUGCUCCUCAACAAGAUAUCGACCGUCAACCACCUCCUCUCUUCGCUGGAGAAGAAGGUGCUGAAGUCGCUGAAGGAGAGGGCGUCAAGGCACAACCUGGCACUGCCCAGCCUGGUGGCAGCCCCCCGGAGGGCUGCCAAGCCCCUGGCCGUGCAGAGCUUCGAGGUGAAGGUGGGCAAGUCACAGCGGGCAGUGCUGACAGUGGACGUGGAGCUGGGCACGGUCACCAUCACCAAGAAGGGCAGCACAUCGCCAGAGGAGACCAUCCCACAGGACAGAAUCCUGCAGCUGAUCAAGUACCUGAGCGUGCAGAGCAAGGUGAGGCUGGUGUACGACCGGGAGCUGCAGAAGAGCCUGAGCAGAGACUUUGUCUUCCCCAGUGCACGGAAGCGAGAGGCCUUUUGCCAGCUGCUGCAGCUGAUGAAGAUCCAACACUCCAACCUGGAUGAGCCUGACCUCAUCUCGGUGUACGUUGGGACGUGGAACAUGGGCAGCACGCCACCACCCCGCUCCCUGGCCUCCUGGCUGACCUCCAGGGGCUUGGGGCACACCCAGGAUGAGACCACCGCCUGCAUCCCCCACGACAUCUAUGUGGUUGGUACCCAGGAGAACUCCCUGGGUGACCGCGAGUGGGUCGAGUUCCUCCGCACCUCCCUGAAGACCCUGAUGGGCAUCGACUACCGCGUGGUGGCCCUGCAGUGCCUCUGGAGCAUCAAGAUGGUGGUGCUGGUGAAGCCGGAGCACGAGCGGCGCAUCAGCCACGUCCACAGCUCCAGCGUGAAGACCGGGAUCGCCAACACGCUGGGGAACAAGGGAGCUGUGGGUGUCUCCUUCCUCUUCAAUGGGACCUCCUUUGGCUUCGUCAACUGUCACCUGGCCUCUGGCAGCGAGAAGACCCAGAGGCGCAACCAGAGCUACAGCGACAUCCUGCGCUCCCUGGCGCUGGGCGACAAGCGGCUCAGCGCCUUCGACCUCACCCUGCGCUUCACCCACCUCUUCUGGUUCGGGGACCUCAACUACCGCCUGGACAUGGACGUGCAGGACGUCCUGGCUCACAUCACCAAGAGGGAGUUUGGAACCCUCCUGGCUGUCGACCAGCUCAACCUGGAGAGGGAGAAGAACAAGGUGUUCCUGCGAUUCAGUGAGGGUGACAUCUCCUUCCCACCCACGUACCGGUACGAGCGGGGCUCCCGGGACAGCUACAUGUGGCAGAAGUUCAAGCCCACGGGGGUGCGGAUCAAUGUCCCCUCAUGGUGUGAUCGCAUCCUCUGGAAGUCACACCCAGAGACCCAUGUGGUCUGUAAAUCCUAUGGCUGCACAGAUGACAUCGUGACCAGCGACCACUCGCCCGUCUUUGCCACCUUUGAGGUGGGAGUGACGUCGCAGUUUGUGCCCAAGAAGGCACCUGGGUCUGUCCCAGAGGCCCUGGCCUGCAUCGAGUGGGAGAGCAUCGAGGUGAUCAUCAAACCCUCCAGCCGCAGCAAGUGCUACAUCGAGUUUCACUCCUACUGCCUGGAGGAGGCCCAGUGGAGCGGGGAGAACACCUCCCAGAGCUGCGACAGCCCUGGCUUCCUCAAGCUGGGCUGGGCUGCCAAGAACCUGCCGGUGCUGAGCCCCAUCCUGCCAGACCUGGAGUACCUGGGGGAUCAACAUCUGCUCCUCAGCGUCAAGGGUGUGGAGAGCUGCGAGUCCUACGGGGAGUGCUGCAUCGCCAUGAGGCCCAUGAUCAGCAGCACAGCCCAGCAGUUUGAGACCUUCCUUUUCCACCGUGGAGAGGAGACGGGCUCCAUGAGGGGCUGGAUGAAGAUCCAGGUUCCCAAGGGCCGGCGCAGCACCCGGGAGAGGCUCUAUGAGUGGAUCAGCUUCGAGGAGGAGGAUGCUGAGCCAGUGGCAGACACCCCAGUGUGCCCCAAGCCACCCCCACAGUGCCUCAGGAGCCGGCCCCACAGCCUCCCAGAGCCAGCUGCCAGCUACACCAACCCAGCCUACUUCAUCUUCGAGGGGGUUCCCAACACGUGGGUACCAGCCCCCAGUGCUGGUGAAGCCCAUGAGAAGCAGGCAGAGAGUCCAGAGCAGGGUCAGCAGCACUGGAGCCCCCUCAGGACACGAGUCCCUUCUCCCUCCGAGGAGGAGCAGUGGGGUGGCCGGUCCCACUGCAUGCCAAGGGGUCCAUCCCCUGGGCACCCACUGAGCCCCCCCAGCCUGGGCCAGCAGAAGAGACCCAAAUCAGCUGUCCUGGCCAGGGACACAGCAGGGCUGGGUGACUGCUCUCUGACAGCACUGCAUAUGGCCACCUGCCUGAGCCAGCUGGACCAGCUGUCCCCAGAGGGCAGAGGGGACAGCCAGAGGACCCUGCUGCACCAGACCCACAGCACCGUGGAGCUGCCCCCGCGGCCCUGCCGGGAGCUGCCGAGGCCCACACAGGAUGCUCACCAGCGUGGCCACCCUGGAGAGUGGUCUUGUGACAGGGGUGAGCAGUCCCGUGGUGUCAGCAAGUGCCUGGGUCAUCUGGGCUUGCAGCAGGAGGCAAAAGGGCUGCAGGAGCGUGGCUGGGACCACCUGUAG